This is a messenger RNA of Drosophila santomea, 640 nucleotides long. RefSeq lists its product as uncharacterized. The transcript has 2 exons. The record is from RefSeq and is a predicted model, not a curated record. Lineage: Eukaryota; Metazoa; Arthropoda; Insecta; Diptera; Drosophilidae. Bases 222 to 449 code for a protein of 75 amino acids.
AAGUAAAGCAACUAACAAGUUCCAAAAUAAAACAAUUUGAUGCAGUGGCAAAUUUAAAACUUUAUCAAUUAUAUGUCCCCCAAAAGAAAGGAGUGAAAAUUUUUCGCUGUUAUACAGAAAGGCAGACCCCUACAUAUAUAUGUACACAUAUACGAAAGCCUACAUAUAGAUGUAGUAUAUGUUCAAGCAUCCUUUAGCCAAGUCAAGAAGAAACUACGCGAAUGUGCGCUUUUGGUUACCUCUUGUUUUUCGCCCUAUUGUUAACAACAAUUCUGGUGCUGUCCAUUAUUUUUGCCACCACCUCCAAGCGAUCCAUGUUGGAUAGCUUUGUACUAGUAUUCAAUUACACACAAGAACACCAGGCAGACCAAGAAAUGCAGCAGCAACAACAACAGCCAACGGAAUAUCAGCAGCAACCACAAAUGUUCCUAAAACAGAAAAUAUUUUGAGUUCCAUGGGUUAAUGAGUAAUUACGUCCCGAAAAAAAUAAAACGAAAGUGAAAAUCAAUUGGACGCUAGUGUACGCGAGUGAAAGAAUUUCUCAGUUCUCAAGUGAAAUUACCACUAAAGAUAAAAUAAAAUAAAAAAACGAGUGACAACCGAAAAAAAUAUAAUUUUAUCAAAACUUGACUAAAAAUCA